Molecule: messenger RNA, 3331 nt
Organism: Cherax quadricarinatus
Lineage: Eukaryota; Metazoa; Arthropoda; Malacostraca; Decapoda; Parastacidae
Gene: bbc
Product: choline/ethanolaminephosphotransferase 1 bbc
Biological process (GO): phosphatidylethanolamine biosynthetic process
Cellular component (GO): Golgi apparatus; endoplasmic reticulum membrane
Molecular function (GO): diacylglycerol cholinephosphotransferase activity; ethanolaminephosphotransferase activity
Source: RefSeq, a predicted model, not a curated record
UAUAGGGAUCCCGUCAAGAAGAGAGAACUACGCAACACAGUGGUUGAUGCAGCCAUAUUUCCUUGUUUAUCAGGUGAUGGAGGCAGCCUUGCUGCUCCUCCACUCCUCCCUCACCUUACCUUGCUACUGUUACUGCUGCUGCCAUCACCUCUGACCUAGCUGAGCUACAACACUAGCCCUCACAGGUGUGACAUUGGAUGUUCAUGUGAUGAAAACAGUUGGUAGCACAACUACCAGUUAAGAGAGAAGACUGAUGUCUAUAAAUAAUGUUCAUUGCUAUAGUGAAGAUGACAGAAGGGAACGUGGAUAGUAGAAAAUUAUAUAUCUAUGGCUUUUUAGAUGUGAUAAAAGCAUAGUGGUGUUUCAGAAUGACUUUAUUGAAAAGCUUCUGAUAAAGGAAUUAUUUUGCAAUAUACAAGUCAAGCAUAUUUUUUUUCUUUUCUUUUUUUUCUUCUUUUUCCUAUUGGUGGAAAAGUGCAGACUAAACUAGUAGGUCAACACCAUCACAAGUGUCUUCAAAAGCAAGGCUCCAAAUUCUCACGAUGGGUCAGCUGAGCCACGUACAGUUACGCCGGCUGGAGGAACACAAGUACUCUUGUGCAUCAAGUUCUUUGAUGGACCCCAUGAUGCAGAAGUGGUGGUGCUAUCUGGUUGAACAGUGUUCCAUGACUCUUGCUCCUAAUCUCAUCACCAUUGCCGGUCUGCUGAUCAACGUCAUCACCUCAUUACUCUUAGUAUACUACAGCCCAGAUGCUAAGCAGGAGGUGCCUCGUUGGGCCUGUUUUCUUUGUGCUCUAGGGCUGUUUAUCUACCAGAGCCUCGAUGCAAUUGAUGGGAAGCAAGCAAGACGCACUGGCACAUCUUCUCCGCUCGGAGAGCUCUUUGAUCAUGGCUGUGAUUCACUUUCUACAGUGUUUGUCUCUCUUGGGGUAUGCUGUUCUGUGUGCCUGGGAACCCAUCCAUACUGGAUGUUCUUUCAGUGCAUGAUGGCUGUUAGUCUCUUCUAUUGUGCACACUGGCAAACUUACGUAUCGGGAACCCUUCGAUUUGGUUUUGUCGAUGUAACUGAAGCCCAGUUUGGUGUGAUUAUCAUUCACUUAAUUUCUGUUAUUUUUGGAUCAGGAGUUUGGUCUUUAAAGGUUCCAGUUUUGUGGUUGCCAUUCAAGUGUCUGCCUACUAUAAUUGGGCUAAUAGCAGCUGCUGUAGCCCUCUUUAAUAAUUUUAAGAUAAUCCUAAUAGAGAGAGGAGCUGGUCGCAAUGGCUCCACGGUUGCCGGUACAAGCGUGUUGUCACCAGUUGUGCCAUUGUUUUUUAUAGUGGCUCCUUCAAUCUUGAUAGCCUGGAAAAGUCCAAUUGGCCUUUAUCUAAAAAAUCCAACCAUAUAUCUCUUAACCUUUGGGUGUGUAUCAGCACGAGUCACCAAUAGGCUAGUUGUUGCUCAUAUGACAAAAAGUGAGAUGGCAUACAGUGAUGCAUCUCUUCUGGGUCCUGGUGCCCUCUUCCUCAACCAGUACUUUAAUUGUCCCAUCCCAGAGACAAUUCUACUAUAUAUUGUUUGUGUAUAUGUGAUAUAUGACCUUGUCAAGUAUUGCCGAGAAGUUUGUUUGGAAAUUUGCGAUCACUUAAAUAUUAUGCUGUUUACUAUUGUUCCAAAAAAUCAGUCGGGAGUAAAAACUCCCACAGUGGAGAAAAACGGCAGUUCGUCAAAAUAUUCGACACGCAGUAAGAGUAAGGUGAAAAAUAAUUAAGCUUUAUAUUGUAGUAAUUAUAUAAAUAAAUCUUUAAAUAGCUGAAGGCUAGGAAUUGUUAUGUAGGGAAAAUUGUAUUUUUAUUACUUGUUUUAUGUUGGUUAGUGUCCUGUUUCUGUCCUCCAACCUUUUCAGUGUUAUCAUAUGUCUAGAUUUAGCAUUUUGUGCAUUAUUGAAGCCGGAUUGAAUUAUUAUGUGGUAUUAGUUACUGUAGCAACAGUAACAAAACAUCAGUGGAAUUACUUUUAAUAUAAUCUUUUUUAAAGCUUUACAUCUGAAUGAAUAUAAACAGUCAUUCCUGAGCAUAACUGUUUAUUUCCUUCAUAAACAAAAGAUAGCCUCUUCCUGUUGGUUGUGAGGGCUUAUUGCCCCUGCAGACCCGUCCCUGACCAGGCCUGCUGGUUGAUGACCUGAUCAUUCAGGUUAUUGGUGCUGACAGGAUGCAGUCUAACAAGCACCACGACUUGACUGAUUAGGAACUGCCUGAAGGAACUUUUCAAGUUCCUUAACAAAGACAGGGUAAUUUCCCUUAUGUUUGAGUUAUUUACUCUAAAGGUAAUUUAAGGAGUUAAUCACACAUUGGGGGAUUUUGCAAAGUUAUGUUGAGGACACUGCAGGGUAUGGAAUUUUGGAUGCCUGGUGAUGCAGAGUAAUCAUCAGAUUGAGUGCUAAAUUAUAACUUUUUUUUUUGUAUAUCCUUAAUACUACAUUUCAUUAUGUAAUAGUGUAUUUCUAAAUACAAUGUGCUAUGCAAUGCCCAUUUCAGUUUUUUUUAAUUAGGUAGAUAUUUCCUUCAACUGUGGAGGAAUGCACUUACACCUUUUUGGAUAUAAUUUGUUAUUGUAUAAUAAACUGUCAGGUGGGUUAUGUAAAGGAUGGUGCAUUAUACUUUUUUUUUUUUUUUUUUUUUUUUUUUUUUUUUUGCCAUGUGGCAUGUGGCCUUGUGACCUGAUCUUGAGGGCAGAAUUUGCACCAGUUUCAUCUGUUCAAAAUGUGUGUGGUUAAUGUAAAUAUGAUUCCAGAAAAUAAAUUUGACACCUUUUUCUGUGUUUAGGGUUAUUCUUUGUGUACUGAUGGAAAAGUAAAUACCAAUAAUAGAAGCAAAGUUGGAAUUAGAUCUUAGUGAAAAAUGUGUUGCAUUGCAAUUCAUGGGAAAGCAGCUUAAGACAUUUUACUCUACUGUGAAAUAAAUUUGCAUAUGCAAAGUGCUAAUGCUUCAGCAAUAUAAAAAUCAAGUUCUAAAAUGUAUUUCUUAUUUGCUGUUUUUUUUUUUCUUUAAUUUUUAAAAUGUAGUUUAUUUGCAAAUUAAAAAAAAAAAAUAGCCAAAAUACUUUGCUAAGACAGUACUAGAAAUUUGCAACUUGUAAUACAGAUACCAUUAAAACGUUGUUUUACAACUUGCCAGUUACGUUAUUCAUUUGUACCGGAUACAUUGUUUAUGAAAUAGUUUAAAAUUUUGCCAUUUGUUGAUCUAUGCAUUUAUCCAUGUAAUGUGUGUAUAAAUCUUACUCUGCAGGAACAGAAGUAAAUUGCCUAAUUUUUGUAGAUGUUUUAUAACUUGCACAUAAAAUAUAUUAAAUUUU